GCUUCGCAGCUACUGGCUGUCAAACCGAAGUAAAAUUUCACGGGCGGUGGUGUGUUCGUUUUCUGUGCAAACGUGGAUCGGACGAAGCAGAAGCAGAUAGGUGGACGUCGAGUUCAAACAGAAGAAACUAUUUUCCCGUUUUCAAUUAUACUUUAAUUGCGGAAAGCAAGAAAGAAGUUUUUUAAAUAGCGUAUAAGCUAUAAAUUAUCAGUGCAUAAACACCCGCUAUAAAAACUAAGUGAAAAUCUUGGAAAAUGAGUGGACCAGCAGCGUCAGCUCCAGCCACGGCGACAAAUAAGGAUGGUGAUUCCGCGUCGUCGGCACCAAAACGACGUGGUAUUGUGAAGCAGGUUCUUUCUGGCGAUACUGUAGUUAUUCGUGCGUUAAAGGGUGCACCUCCACCGGAAAAACAAAUAACUUUCUCGUAUGUUCUGGCUCCCAAGUUAGCUCGCCGUCCCGGUGCUGGUGGCGAUGAAACUAAGGAUGAACCCUGGGCUUGGGACUCUCGUGAAUUUCUACGUAAGAAACUCAUUGGUGAAGAAGUUUUAUUUUCAUUUGAGAAACCUGCCAACUCUAAUCGCGAAUAUGGCAUUGUUUGGGUCGGCAAGGAUGCCGAAACAGGUGAGAAUGUGGUUGAAACAAUGGUACGUGAAGGUUACGUAACUGUUCGUCGUGAGGGCAGACCAUCCAGCGAAUUACAACGUCUAAUUGAAUUGGAGGACCAAGCCAAGAGUGCAAAUCGUGGCAAAUGGUCACAUGUGCCCCCUGUUGAGAAAGUACGCCACAUUAAGUGGACACAAGAGAAUCCCGCACAUGUUGUUGAGUAUUAUGGCGGAAAGCCUGUAAAAGCAAUUAUCGAACAUGUUCGUGAUGGUUCCACGGUUCGUGCCUUCCUCCUGCCAGACUUUCAAUAUGUAACGUUGAUGAUUGCCGGUAUACGCUGCCCAGGUGUGAAACUUGAUGCCGAUGGCAAGCCAGAUUUGAGUGUGAAAAUUCCCUUUGCCGAUGAAGCACGUUUCUACGUAGAAUCACGUCUUUUACAACGUGAAGUAGAAAUACGCCUGGAGUCUGUAAACAAUUCCAACUUCAUUGGUACAAUACUUUUCCCAAAAGGAAAUAUUGCCGAAUCAUUGCUGCGUGAGGGCUUGGCUAAAUGUGUCGACUGGUCUAUGGCCGUAAUGAAGGGUGGUGCAGAAAAAUUGCGUGCCGCUGAGCGCACUGCCAAGGAGAAACGCCUGCGAUUAUGGCACGAUUAUCAAUCAAAGGCACCCACUGUUAAUGCCAAGGAGAAAGAUUUCACUGGCACCGUUGCAGAAGUCUUCAAUGGUGAUGCGAUUAGUGUACGUCUGUCCAAUGGUCAAGUGAAGAAGGUAUUCUUUUCAUCGAUUCGUCCACCACGUGACACCCGCUCGGUAGUUGGCGCUGAUGGUGAAGUUGGUUUACCACCACGCGGUAAAAAUUACCGCCCCCUGUAUGAGAUUCCAUUUAUGUUUGAAGCACGUGAAUUUUUGAGAAAGAAAUUAAUCAACAAAAAAGUACAAUGUAAUUUGGAUUACAUUUCGCCAGCACGUGACAAUUUCCCGGAGAAAUACUGUUACACUGUUCUCAUUGGUGGACAGAAUGUUGCUGAAGCUAUGGUCGCAAAAGGCCUGGCCAACUGCGUACGCCAUCGUCAAGAUGAUGAUCAACGCUCCUCAGUUUAUGAUCAACUUUUGGCUGCUGAAAGUCAAGCAAUUAAGGGUCAGAAGGGCAUGUUUGGCAAAAAGGAUAAUGUGCCAUUGCGUAUUAAUGAUUUGACCGUCGAUCAUUCCCGCAUCAAGGUGCAGUACCUUCCUUCUUGGCAACGUGCCUUACGUACCGAAGCGAUUGUUGAGUUUGUCGCUAGUGGUUCCCGUCUGCGUUUGUAUAUACCGAAGGAUAGUUGUCUUGUGACAUUCCUAUUGGCUGGCAUCUCAUGUCCGCGUUCUUCACGUCCCGCUUUGAGCUCCCCACAUGUUCCAGCACAAGAGGGCGAACCUUAUGGCGAAGAGGCAUUAGCAUUUACCCGCGAUCGUGUGCUUCAACGAGAUGUAUCGGUGCAUAUUGACACCACCGAUAAGGCUGGUUCUUCUGUUAUUGGUUGGCUAUGGACAGACAAUAAUGUGAAUUUGUCAGUUGCAUUGGUUGAGGAAGGUCUCGCUGAGGUACAUUUCAGUGCCGAGAAGACUGAAUAUUAUCGUCAACUAAAGAAUGCCGAAGAUCGUGCUAAGGCUGCCAAGAAGAAUAUUUGGGCUAAUUAUGUGGAGCAAGUAGUUGAGGAAAAACCCGUCGUUGUUGAGGAAGAAAAAGACGAAAAAGCACCUGUGGAACGUAAAGUUAACUACGAGGAUGUUAUUGUAACUGAGAUUACUGCCGACCUAACUUUCUUUGCGCAAGCAGUCGAGAACGGCGGCAAAUUGGAAGCAAUGAUGGCGAAAUUACACGCAGAUUUCCAAGCGAAUCCACCAAUUGUGGGUGCCUACACGCCAAAGCGCGGUGAUAUAUGCGCAGCACAGUUUUCCGCCGACAAUCAAUGGUACCGCGCCAAGGUGGAGCGUGUGCAAGGCAACAACGCUACCGUGCUAUAUAUCGACUACGGCAACAAGGAGACCGUGCCUACAAGCCGCUUAGCAUCCCUGCCAACUGGUUUCACCAGCGACAGACCGUAUGCCACCGAGUAUGCACUUGCUUUGAUUCAACUUCCCUCCGAUGACGAGGAUAAGGAAGAAGCCCUACGUAUAUUUGCCGAGGAUGUGCUCAAUCGCAAUGUUAAAUUGAAUGUUGAAUUGAAACCUGCAACUGGGCCCGCAUUAGCAACGGUGCAUGACCCUGCCACCAAUGUUGACAUUGGUAAACAAUUGGUAGCUGAUGGUUAUGUGUUAGCUGAGAAACGCCGCGAACGCAAAUUAAAGGACUUGGUGGAGCAGUAUAGAGCCGCUCAACAAGCUGCUCUGGCUGCACAUUUGGUCAUUUGGAAAUAUGGCGACAUCACACGCGAUGAUGCGCCUGAAUUUAGCCGCUAAAACGGAAGUGCGCGAUAGCGUUUUUAAUGUUUGUCUGCCACAUACCCGCCCUACAAAAAUAACAACAACAUUCAUAGCUACAUACAUACAUACGUGAAAAUAAUGCAAAUAUGAAACUGAGGUAUAGUAAGAAAAAAGGAAAAGAAAAAAAUUUCAUCAAAAUGACGAGGAUUGAUUUAUAGAACGGACAUACUCUCAAAAAGAGCAGUAAAAAAGAAAAUAAUAAUGAACCGAAAGCAGAGAUUCUUCUACGUAGUAUAUUAAAUGCCAAGUAAUUGCGGUACAACAAUAACUUCAAAGAACAUUUAUCAACAUGAAAAUGGAUGCAUAUGAUUCGAGCGAAAUAAAAUGUCCACAUAAUUAAUCUUCGCAUAUAAAUACAUACUUCCAUGGCCACCAAAUUGUAAAACAAAUAAAUAAAAUCCAAAAUUUUUUAUGACAUCAAUUGUUCUAUUAUAUGCCUAAAAAUUAAAUAAUCCUAAAGCUUCCCUAAUUGGAAUUGAAUCAUAUAUAAAAGAAAAAAAAAAAGAGAAAAACUUUUGAAAUGCAAACUCAUUGCUACGCACUUACGUAUUAUUGCUUCUGUAUGCUGUUAAACAAAAAACUAAAAUAGCGAGCAUUUCCAACUUCAACUACAAACAAACAAACAAAAAUUAAAUUUUUAUUGAUAUAUUUUUUUCUUUACUAUAAUUUUUUUUUAUUAAAAAAUGAGAACAUGCUUUUUAUGAAU
Ceratitis capitata (Mediterranean fruit fly) is the source of this 3771-nucleotide messenger RNA. It is a transcript of the gene Tudor-SN, whose product is annotated as staphylococcal nuclease domain-containing protein 1. Bases 255 to 3041 code for a protein of 928 amino acids. Gene Ontology annotation, molecular function: nuclease activity; RNA binding. Gene Ontology annotation, biological process: regulatory ncRNA-mediated gene silencing; mRNA catabolic process. Gene Ontology annotation, cellular component: RISC complex; cytosol; nucleus. Lineage: Eukaryota; Metazoa; Arthropoda; Insecta; Diptera; Tephritidae. The transcript has 4 exons. The record is from RefSeq and is a predicted model, not a curated record.